Corythoichthys intestinalis (scribbled pipefish) is the source of this 4822-nucleotide messenger RNA. RefSeq names its product vascular cell adhesion protein 1-like. Bases 62 to 1159 code for a protein of 365 amino acids. The record is from RefSeq and is a predicted model, not a curated record. The transcript has 5 exons. Gene Ontology annotation, cellular component: membrane. Lineage: Eukaryota; Metazoa; Chordata; Actinopteri; Syngnathiformes; Syngnathidae. Gene Ontology annotation, biological process: cell-cell adhesion. Gene Ontology annotation, molecular function: integrin binding.
GAUUUCAGAGCAAGAGCCUGCAGUCUUUAAUCUAGCAAACGACUUCGAAAAACCGGAAAUAAUGUCUUGCCUUUCCAUAUUUUUGGCUUUUCUCUCUCUGUCUGGCUUUUUGGGCAAGUUCUACGUGUUUGCCAUUUAUGACGGAAACUGUGCCGACAAGCCUGUAUUCAGUCCGCCCCGAUUGUUCGUCGAGUUUGGCAGCUCGGCGUCUGCCACCUGCUCCGUUUGCCGGCAUGCUUGCAUAAAUAAAAAGUCUGGUUUGGAAAAAUCCAUUGGCAGGGUGGAACGAAACGGGACUACUAUUUUAUGGACGGUGGACAAAAUGGAUAAGUGGCCUACGAACCCCUUGUGUUACUACAUCGACAACGGAUCCCAGUGUUCCAGCUUCCUGCCCGUCACCGUAUACCAUUCUCCUACAAAGGUAGAGUUGUCAUUUCGCUCUAAAGGCAUGAUGAUGGUUGAGGGCCAGCACUACACAGCGGAAUGUUAUGUGGAGAACGUUGCCCCGGCCAAGCUCCUUACCGUGACCAUCUAUCACGGGUUAAAUGUGCUGCGCCAGGAGCACCUACAGGAAAUACCAGAGAAGAAACCGACCAAUAUUACAAUCACAGCCGACUUUAAUGCCACUAAAGAGAUGGAUGGAGCCAAUUUUUGGUGUGCCGGCCAGCUAGAUGUGGAACCUAUGACGAAGAAUACAACAUCAGAUUUCGUCACCCCCACUGUUUUCUAUAAGCCUCGAUUCAAAGGAACGUCAAGUGGAACAAUCAGCCUGACUGUAGGAGAUCCCCUUCAUCUCAACUGUUCCGCCGAGGGCAACCCGACACCCUCGAUUACGUGGAACAUUUCAUCGACGGCCAUUUCAUCUUUCGAAGGAGACAUCCUCUCAGUGGACUCUGUCACCACGGCACAUAAAGGACAGUACAUCUGUUCCAUUAUCAACAUGGUUGGAAGGACCACUGCUGAGUUUAAUGUGGAUGUUAAGGUCAACUACACGAUUAUCAAUAUUGCCCGGUUAGCAGCGUUUGCUGUUGUCGUGAUCCUCGGUGUCGUUAUCGUGUCCAUCCUUCACCACAAACUAAACUGGACUGGAAAGUACAACCAGAAGGUCGUGUUUCGUUCACACACCCAACACAUUGCCUUGCCUGACAGAGAGUUGUAAGGCUGAGGUAUUGAGGUUUGACCUGCCUUGGGACUUUUCCAGAUAAGAGCCAAUUUCUUUUGCUUUGACUUGGGAGCAAAAAUCGACAUAUUGGCUGUGUUUGGUGGCAGUGAACUCAUCUCGGUUUCCAACAAGCAGGAGUUCAAUGGACAAUUUUUAAAUGUUUUUUUUUUUUUUCUAUUUUAAAUAGGAAUAUCUAAGCAGUUUGAUGACAGUUCAAGUCAGGGGCUCUGGAAGUCACUCACAGCAGGGGGUGCUGAGGAUCUUUUUUAUUGUUUCCAAUUCAAAAAACAGCCAUUUCGGUCCAUAUUUGUCAUGCUUGUGGAUUUUCUCCAUACUACACAUGUGUGCUGGAUCGGUUACGUACUACUACUAGAAUACUACAAAGACAGCGUUCUAUUUCACUUACAUAGUGUAUUGGAGUUUUUGUAUUGGAAAUGGAAGCGCCCGUGUAUUAUAACGCAUAAAAUCAGUGCAGUUAGACGGCGCAAUGACACACAAACACAUUUGAAAACUAAAAGGUCCAAUAAGCCUCUUUUUAACCCCCCCUUUCACAACACAAAAAAAAAUGCAUACAAAUAUCUAGGGCUGCAGCUAUCGAAUAUUUUAGUAUUCGAGUAAUCGACUGAAAAUUCUAUCGAUUAAUCGAGUAAUCGGAUAAAACAUAUUUUUAGGUGAAGAGCAAUUAUAAAUAUACAUGAGAAAACAAGACAUUUCAUCUAAUCUUGAACCAUUUUCAGUCAAUCAAUGUCUUUAUUUUCGAUGUAUAUUGUUGAAAACAGCCAACAAUUGCAUCUCAGAUGUAACUAGAGAAAAAAAUGACUAAUUCACUGCUUUCACUCAAAAAACCUUUAGAUCUUAUUAAAAAAAGAAAAAAAAAAAUCCUAAAAAUGCUGUUAUGCUUGAUAACACACAUGACUUAAAAGUUAGGAUUUUUUCACACGUGUUUCAAUUGAAUUUCUAUUUGUGUCAAGCCAUUUUACAGUUCUAGUUAAGUUUUAAGUUUGUCUAAACUGUAAGUCCUGAUAGGAUUUUGAGUUUUUGCAGUGUUCAAACUAAAUUUAUGAUACAGGCUGUAUUGGAGCACAUUAGGGACCAGUGCUACUUGGUGUUUUAUCCAGCAAUGACUACUGAGCUAAAACUGAUAGUUAGCAUUAUUGAGUUUUUAUUUUACACCCUCAUCACUCCACAACGCUAUGUUAUGUUAAAGCCUGUAUGUAAGACACGUUAGCCACGCAUUGAAAGUGGUCAUAAUUAAUAGAAACCUAACCCUCCGCAGGGCUAACGUUACUUGAGCUAGUGAUAGUAACAUUAAUCUUAUUUAUUAGCGCUUAGCGCUCUACUGCUUUAAGAUGGCGGCUGUUUACUAACGCUGCCCAGACGCGGCCGAGUCUGUCAUUUCGCAUGUAGUUCAACAUACAUGUGAUCUCUAUGAGACUCAUCCUCUCCCAACUACCUGCUACCAACGUAGCAUCGUGCGGGCUAGUAUUUAGCAACGUCGGCGUCGUUUGUAGCGGCUGUCGGUUGCAGCAAGUUUUUUUUUCUUUUUCUUCUUCCUCUACGCACGUGACAUCAGCGCAUUGUCCUGCAUUAAAAGUAGUCCGAGCAAAACGUGAUGCUUAGAGCUGUCAAAAUAAACGAUUACUCGAGGUGAAUAAAAUUACUCGGACCAGUUUUUAAACUCGAGUUACUCGAGUUGCUCGAGUAUUCGUUUCAGCGCUACAAAUAUCUAAUACGGAGGCAGCUCAACAGCAACAACAAACAAUAAUAUGGCUACAAUCCAAAAAUGUCUUACCUAUUUGAAGACACCAAAGGGAAAAAGAACAAUCAUCAUAAUCAUCUUCAAAUUGAAUUUUGGCAAAACCUCGCUGUUUUUGUAAAGAAAAAAAAUCGCUAAUUCGUUUUUGUGCCAUGUUCGCGCCUCCUCUGUCAACAGCUAACUUUUCCAAUAGCACCUUAUUCAACGUGACCCGGUAGCAAGCAAGGUGUCAGGUGGUGACCAUGUUAUUAGCAAAAACACAAAAAAACUUUUUCAACAUAUCGGCAAACUCCAGGGACUCGAGUCAGAAUGAGAACGAGAAAAUUACAACAUUAGUGCACUGCAGACCUCGCUAUUAUUGCACCCGUGCACACCCAAAAUGUGAUUUGGGUGGUGCUUUUACAGCGCUCCUUAGUUUUAUUCUAUUUUACCAACGGAUAAACAGGGUUUCCCCUAGAAAACUUGCAAAGCCGUGAUGGAGAAGCCUGCCAGUGGCCCACUACGUUUACAAAUAUUUACGUUUGCAACUUUUUUUAUGCACAUUGCUUGCAUUGAUCCAACCUGCAAUCUAAUCACUUAGCUGACAUUAAACAAAUAUGUACCUACGUACAGUAAACUGCAAGCAGAGAAGUGAAAAUAUAAUACCAAAUCUCUCUCACUACCAGUGCCAGAUGCUGAUCUUUGAAUGAGGGGAAGCUCAAAGUGUGACCGCCUGUGAGUGCUUUGUGAUAGUGGAGAGACUGAGCGGCACGCGCUUCUCGGUAGGGAAAGAAACUAGAGUGCCAGAAGUCAAGUCUCCAAACACAAGUAGCUUAAAUAUAAAAAAAAAAAACACCAAAAUUCGAAGCUUGAUUUUUCGCUACUCAUUUUUAACAAAUCAGGUGUCGCUAGGAUGAUUACGAAGGUCUCCGGUUCAACUCAGAACAACGGAGUGAAAAUUCAAAAAUGCCUCCUGCAAUUGUUAAUACGAAAAUAUCACUCAUUUCGCUGUCAAUCAAAAAGGGAUUCAGCCUCAGCCAGAUCAUCCAAUCAUCAUGCAUGGAACCAAAGCGUCUGGGCCAGCUGAGCCCCGCCCACGGCCCACAGACUCCCAGCGACGCACAGCGUCCAAUGGGUGGGAUAAACCCAGCCUUUAGCCAAUGACUCGUCUUGUUUUCCUGUAACGUCCUGCAGCGUCCACACUGUUUAAAGGACUGCAAAGCCUUGCAAAUGAAAUAAAAGUAAGCCGCGUCGUCACCACUGAUAAGAAGGUAAUUUUCAACAAAAGUUGAGCGCGUUGUAGCGCAUAUUUGGUCAAUGACAUGUACGCAGAAUACAUUGGAGUGGCAUCAUAAGUCUCAUAAGAUCAAAUAAACCACAAUGAAGUAGGGAUGGGCGGAUCGAUACCAAAAUAUCGAUAUUUCGAUCCAGCGCGUUAAAUUUUAGGUAUCGAUCCCCAAGCAAAAGUAUCGAUAUCUGGAAUUAAUAUAUUAUAUUUUCUUUGUCAGUUUUUGGGUAUAUUUUUGUGCACACUUUUUGUACUACUUUUCCCUUUCGCAUUCUACACGCACGUAAGCUGUGCACACACAUAAGCAGUGCACCGGCGUGUGCUCCCGCCCCCAUUCACGUCCCUAUCCUGUGUCGAAUAGCAUGCUUUUCCUCCGCCCCUCUCACGCCUAAUUUCUUACUUAACCUUAUUAUUUCUUAUUAGGGCCCGAGCACUAAGCGUGCGAAGGCCCUAUUGUUUUGCAAAGGAUUAUUUUUAGGGCCCGAGCACUAGGCGUGCGAAGGCCCUAUUGUAAUGCAAAGGAUUAUUAUUAUUAUUAUUCUUCUUUUUUCAGGGCAAAUGAAAAUGGCCAAUUUGGAGGCCUGAACAUGCACGAAAAGUCACCAAAAUUUGCACAUACGUGCAGAUUCGCGUAAAA